Messenger RNA from Marasmius oreades (fairy-ring Marasmius), 1497 nucleotides. RefSeq lists its product as uncharacterized. Bases 1 to 1497 code for a protein of 498 amino acids. The record is from RefSeq and is a predicted model, not a curated record. The transcript is spliced from 4 exons. NCBI's taxonomy places the organism in Eukaryota, Fungi, Basidiomycota, Agaricomycetes, Agaricales, Marasmiaceae.
AUGGCCUCGUUUUUUGCACGGGAAACUGAAGGCAGCAGGGAGCUCUUCACAGGACCGCAUUUUUUUCAAGUUUCUACAGAUUUCGACGUGGAGGAGGGACUUGAGGUCCUGGAGAAGAAGAGAGGCAUGAAGGAGUUUGCCGAGAUGGAUGGGCUGGACGGUGGUGAGGACCAGGCAUCCUCCGUGCUCUCUCCUCCAGAAGACUCGGAACCCCCCGUCGCGCCCCCCCCUUCCAAGUCUCCCCUUUCGCUUGCCUCAAGCGACCAGGACUUGCGCGCUACAAAGCGUGCUAAGCUCUCUCAUGAGCUCCCCGAAAAAUCACGCUCUCGACACCCGAAGGCGGAGAAACGCGACCGUAGGAAGCGGAUGCAGCAGCGCCCAGCUCGAAACCUAGCCCGGCAGGAGCAGCAGGGGGCCUCUGGGCUCUCGUGCAAGCAGGUGGCAGCUCGCAAAGGGAUCAAGGCAGCAACUGAGAACGCCGUUUCCACUUCGCUGGAUGCGGGUCAAGUGAGGGCUGCGGAAACAGGGUGGACCGGUGUUCGAAGGCCGCGCGAGAACAAAAAGACCCACACGUUACAGGAGGCAAUCGAUGCAGGGCUACAGCUUUUUGAAUGGGACGGAAGAAGCACGCAUUUGCUCGUAACCAAGAAGGGCGUCUGCCUGGCUGUACUUGCAGGGACUGUGAGCGACGAUCUUAAACUGCAGGAAGAGCUUCGUGAAGCUGAACGGCAGCUGAACGAGGCAGGCUCCUCCAUUCAGUUCACCAGAAAGGAGCAAAACAACGACCGCGGAACCUCGCCUGCUGUUGCAAGAGGCGUAUCGCACGGCGGCGGCCAAACUGAGCCCAAGAUUCUCAGCCAUUCGAAGAAGACAAAAGAUGCGUUGGACCAACUCGUCGAGCUUCCUUUAUUCCGAAGGCUUUCUGGCCAAGCAAAUCACUUUUUACGGUUCUACGCGCCUCGAGCUUAUGACUUUCAGGCGAAAGGCCUCGAAGCACUUGUCAACCACGAUGCGCGCCUCAAACUCAACUUCAAAGCCACUGCUUUCGCUGCAUGUACCUGGAAUUUUGGUCCUCAGUUCGUUUCCUUCCCCCAUCUUGACGCCAAUAACUCUGCGUACACUUGGUGCGCCAUAACACCUAUGGGGGACUUUGACCCCAAGCAUGGCGGCCAUCUCAUCUUAUGGGACCUUGGCCUCGUUAUACAGUUUCCACCGGGUGCUACCGUCCUCAUUCCCUCUGCACUACUUGUUCACUCGAACACCUGCGUUCGCGAAGGGGAAACCAGGCACUCCUUCAUUCAGUACAGUGCGGGAGCUCUUUUUCGCUGGGUCAGCAACGGCUUCCAGACAAAAGCAAAGUGGGAGGCUCAGGCAACGGAAGAGAUGAAGUGCAAGAGGCAGGAGGAGGACAAGGAACGGGUUAAAAAAGGCUUCGAGAUGUUUAGUACAGUGCAGGAGAUUCGAGAACGCUAUAAGAGCAUGGUCGGAAACAGUUGA